This is a messenger RNA of Sphaeroforma arctica JP610, 234 nucleotides long. RefSeq lists its product as hypothetical. The coding region runs from base 1 to 234 and encodes 77 amino acids. NCBI's taxonomy places the organism in Eukaryota, Ichthyosporea, Ichthyophonida. The record is from RefSeq and is a predicted model, not a curated record. The transcript has a single exon.
AUGUCGCAUCAAAAUGACGAGAUCUUCCGAAAUUUGCCUAACGAAGAAGGAGAUAGUGGGUUCUCGAGUAGUGAGGCUAGUGAUACGAUACCGCCAUUAAUUUCGACCAGCAGCAGUAAGGCAGAAGGAGACUCAAGACCGGAGAACCAAGGGGAUAACCGCGCAGAACCACCUACGAUUGAUGAAGUGGAAGAAAAGAGAUUUAGAAUCAACAGAUACGAAAUGGCUCGAUAA